AUGGCAAGGCUAUUCUGUGCUAUGAUCAUUCUCUUGCUUGUUUUAGCAACAUCAGCAGAACCUUCUUGUAAAAUUGUUUUAAAAGGGAUAAUUACCUCUUUGUAUUACAUUAGAGGGAAACAUCAUCGAUUGGACAAGCCAUCAAACGCGUGCUGCAAAGGACUGAACGGUAUAAACAGAGAGGCAAAAAAUGACAAGGAUAUAUUUGCUGUUUGCAAGUGUAUGGAGAACGCUCUUUCACAUAUCCAUUUUGAUCUCACUCGCAUCGGACUAGCUUCACUACUAUGUCAUACACAUUCAUCUCUGGCUUCCACUGGCCCUAAGAUCCGUAUUUGUGCAAGGGGAAUCUGA
This is a messenger RNA of Lycium ferocissimum, 351 nucleotides long. Its product is annotated as non-specific lipid-transfer protein-like. The record is from RefSeq and is a predicted model, not a curated record. Gene Ontology annotation, cellular component: membrane. Gene Ontology annotation, molecular function: lipid binding. Gene Ontology annotation, biological process: lipid transport. The transcript has 2 exons. The coding region runs from base 1 to 351 and encodes 116 amino acids. Lineage: Eukaryota; Viridiplantae; Streptophyta; Magnoliopsida; Solanales; Solanaceae.